AUGCCUGCCGGUAAAGCGCCCAAGCGAGCGCGGCAAGAAGGUCCGGAGAGCGGCGGCGACCGCAUCGGUGCCCUCCCGGACGAAAUACUGCGCCACGUCCUCUCCUUCCUCCCCGCGCAGCAGGCCGUGCAGACAUGCGUGCUCGCCCGGCGCUGGCGACACCUCUGGAAGUCCGCCACUGGCCUGCGCAUCGUCGGCGCCGACGGGGAAGCGCCGGUACCCUUCAAGAAGAAGGCCCGGGAGUUUGUGGAUAGCCUCUUGCUCCUCCGUGGAAGCUCGCCUCUGGAGACAUUUGAGCUCAGGGUCGCCGGAUCCGCUGUUGACGUUCGCCGCGUGAGGCUCUGGGUCAGGUAUGCCGUGGAGUUCAAAGUCCAGGUCCUGCGGCUCAGCUUCCUUGGGAAUACCUAUGCUCGGAUGCGGCCGGAGGACCCACCCCUCACCUCCAAGUACCUGACCAAACUAGAGCUCUGCGGUGUCGCUUUCAAUGGUGACUUCCUUGACCUCUCGAGGUGUCCCGCAUUGCAAGAUCUAGAGAUUGAAGGCUGUUCCUUCGUGGUUGCGGGAAGAAUCUCAUCCCAGUCCUUGAAGCGUCUAAGAAUCACAAGACCCGUAUUCAACCGGAGUUCCCGAACCCGUAUUCAUGCCCCCAAUCUCACUAUGCUGCAUCUACAAGUCAGUUAUGGCAAAACUCCUGUACUUGAGGGCAUGCCCUUGUUGAUUUCAGCACUUGUUGCGAUCUUGGGGAAGUCUGACUGUUGCAGCCGUUCUAACUAUGGGGAUUGUGGUGACGAGAGCUGUGAAAAUUGCAUGCCAAACGACACUUCCCCCGUGCUUUUGCAUGGUCUAUCACAAGCAAAGAAUUUAGUGUUGGGAGCUAAAGAUGAUACGUAUAUUUUUAGAAGGGAUUUGAAGUGCUGCCCUACUUUUACUCGAUUGAAGUCUCUGCUGCUCAAUGAAACCUGCUGUGUGCCUGAUAUACAAGUGCUAGCACGUAUUCUUGAACAUUCACCAGUUUUAGAGGAGCUUUAUCUUAUUCUAAUUUACAAGAUGCAGAUGCAGGAACUUAAUGUGAUAAUGAAAGGAAGGUUCAGUCCAAAGGAGCUACCACCCAUAAUAUCUGCACACCUUAAGAGCGUGGUAGUCAGAUGUGGAGCGGUUGAUGAAAGAGUUAUUCAAGUUUUGAAGUUCUUGAGUGAACUUAACAUCAGUUUCAGUUUCACGGAAGAGAAGCUUAAAGCUGAAGGCUGA
Messenger RNA from Miscanthus lutarioriparius, 1248 nucleotides. The record is from the annotation of a GenBank genome assembly. Lineage: Eukaryota; Viridiplantae; Streptophyta; Magnoliopsida; Poales; Poaceae.